UAGAAAGUGAAAGUGAUGCUGCGGUCGUCGCGUCUUUUCCAUAUGUUUCCCCCCCAAGGCUGUGGGUCGUCAAUGAGAUCGAUAAAGGAGGUGGACCCCUUGGACUUCUUAACUCAACAGCAGUAGUCCAGCAAUAGAUCAGCUAAAACGAUAUCCAUGAUGUCACGAAGAAUGUUCUCAAUGUGCGUCGGUAGUUGGAGUCUACCUAUCGGGAGUAGGUCACAAGGCCUAAGAGGUCUGAGGAACUAUGGCCUGUCAUGCUGUGUGAACGCUCUGCUGCAGUCCUUCUCUGCCACCUGGGAACUGGUGGAUCUGCUAGAAGGGUGGAACCCAGUUGACAAGGAGAGUGUCCCUCUGUAUCUGAGGAAGGCGCUACUAGCCAUGCAGAGUGACCAAUCCCAGCCUGCUCGUCAUCGAGACUUCCUGCACUGCCUGGACAGAAAUGACAUCUGCUACAAUGUUCAGCAGGAUGCAGAUGAGGUAUUCCUCUCCAUUCUAAACCUUAUCCAACAACAGAUGAGUGACAAGGCCUUAGCUCAGGAGAUUCAGUCUCUGUACAAGGUUACCAUGGAGACAUACCUUCAGUGUCUAGAAUGUAAAUACAUCGAAACUGGGACCAGCUUUCUACUCAGCCUCCCCAUGCACAUAAGGGAGAGCCAUGACUCCCUGGAGGACUGUAUGCGGUUCUUCUUCAAGCGUCAGGAACUAAGGGAUGGAGAUAAGUGCUACUGUGAAAGAUGUGGAGAAAAGAAGCCCUCCCAACAGGGCUUCAAACUCAUCUCCCUGCCCCCUGUCUUGUGUCUUCACCUGAAGAGAUUCCGUAAUUCCCACGGUUACACCAGGAAACUACACUACAAAGUCACCUUCCCAGAAACCCUGAACAUUUCUGAGAUCUUGACAGCAGAGGCACUGUCAGAACGUUUUGUACAGAGUGACAGCCAGUACAGUUUGUGUGCAGUCAUAGUGCACUCCGGCGUUGCCAUGUUUGGACACUACACAGCAUACGUUCGUCACAAGAACCAAAGCUGGUACUACGCUAAUGAUAGUUCUGUACGGCAGGUUAGCUGGAAGGAAGUACAGAACACCUAUGGAGGAAGUCAAAGAGAAGACACAGCAUAUAUGCUGCUCUACAGACGAACCCCAGAGGGAAAGCAACAGGAGUGGUCCUCAGGCUGAUGGAGCUAAAUGGAUAAAGAGUGGAGACUGGAGACCGUAGCAAUCAAGGACCAAACACAAGGUGCACUCACUGCAGGAGACUACCUUGUGGAGGGGUUGUUGUCUUCAUGUAGCAUUGGGGAUGUCAUUUAUCUUGAUGAUUUUCACUUUAAAAUUAUGGGUAAUGGGUCAUUGUUUAUGUGCAAUUACAUGGAUUUGUUUAAGUAUAUUUGGUGUCGUGUGUAUAUGUUUAGAGGUCUUGUUUAUGCUGGAUACGUUGGACAUUCAUAGGGCAUUACUGAGUUUAGCCAAUAGGUGGCGGCAAAGGCCCUUCACCCUGUCAUUAGUACAGUCAUCUUGUAAGCUUCAGAGACCACACGUUCUGAAACCACGAUAAGACGGGUGGUUUGAAGAGUGUGCUGAGUUGAGGUGUUCUGGGGGAAAAACCUGAAAAAGGCCAUUGACUCAUUGGUGAUAAUAUUUGCCUGACAUGGAAAUAUGUGACUCACCUUGUUUCAGAACAAUUGGUUUAGACAUUAGUUACCGGUACUCUGUUCUGUUUCAAUUUCACUACCAAUAUAAUGCUGUCAACAGAGAAAUAAACUGUAAUUUUCCCAGG
Messenger RNA from Oncorhynchus masou masou (cherry salmon), 1774 nucleotides. Its product is annotated as ubl carboxyl-terminal hydrolase 18-like. The transcript has 11 exons. NCBI's taxonomy places the organism in Eukaryota, Metazoa, Chordata, Actinopteri, Salmoniformes, Salmonidae. The record is from RefSeq and is a predicted model, not a curated record. Gene Ontology annotation, biological process: protein deubiquitination. Gene Ontology annotation, cellular component: cytosol; nucleus. Gene Ontology annotation, molecular function: cysteine-type deubiquitinase activity. The coding region runs from base 157 to 1176 and encodes 339 amino acids.